AUGGGUUUUAUUUAUAAUGCUAUGGAUGAGGCGAAAGAGUUGAUUGCAAAUAACUUGAGAGGAGAUGAGGCAAGUUAUAGAGAGAUUUGGGAUAUCAUUGAUGUUUGGUGGGAGGUCCAGUUACACCGUCAUCUACAUGCAGCGGCGUAUUAUCUGAAUCCUCAAUUUCAAUAUUCAGAGAGAAAAUCCUCAAACCCGGAGGUGAAGCUUGGCUUGCAUCAUGGCAUGGAACGACUAAUACCGGAUCAGACCGUUAGGGAGCUUGUAGAUUUACAACUUGUUCUAUUUCGGAAUAUGGAGGAAUUUUUUGGUUUGCAAGCAAUAAAAUCAAUUAUUGUCAAACGGUCUCCAGAUAACAUUUCAGAGAGAAAUAGGUUUAAAAUCGUUGACAUUGUUGGCAUGAGGGUGUUUAGGGAUGAGAGUUAUGGAGGUUGCUUUGACUUGGUUGGACAAGUAACCAAUGUUAAAGAAGGAGGUUACAGCUUUGUAGAGAUGGUGCUGAAUGAUAUUCCAAGUGGAUCUAUAGAAAUCAAAUGUAAAUCUAUCUGGUCCAGGAGCAGAGUUUGA
Dendrobium catenatum is the source of this 567-nucleotide messenger RNA. RefSeq lists its product as uncharacterized. The transcript has 2 exons. Lineage: Eukaryota; Viridiplantae; Streptophyta; Magnoliopsida; Asparagales; Orchidaceae. The record is from RefSeq and is a predicted model, not a curated record. Bases 1 to 567 code for a protein of 188 amino acids.